This is a messenger RNA of Dreissena polymorpha, 998 nucleotides long. Its product is annotated as lysyl oxidase homolog 3B-like. Gene Ontology annotation, cellular component: membrane. The coding region runs from base 96 to 998 and encodes 300 amino acids. The transcript is spliced from 8 exons. The record is from RefSeq and is a predicted model, not a curated record. Lineage: Eukaryota; Metazoa; Mollusca; Bivalvia; Myida; Dreissenidae.
CACAAAUCACAUCGCAUUUGCAAUAGUUGACAAGCUGCUUACCUUAUGGACAAAGUCGUUUACACGGAUAGUUUGAAGCUUGUUCUGGUUGAGAAAUGGAUAAACGCUUCAUUAUACUGUCCUAUGUGUGCUUCGCAUCGAGUGUAGUCGCCGCUUCAUACCGAAGAUAUAACUUAACGGACAAGGAUAUCCGCCUUGUUGGUGGUUACAGCGAUUUGGAAGGACGAGUUGAAAUUAGAAAACAUGGCGUCUGGGGAACCGUGUGUUCAUAUGGUUUUGGUGUGAACGCCGCCAAUGUGCUCUGUAGAAUGCUGCACAAAGACCUGCGUUCUCUAGAAUACUACAUCGACGGGCGAUAUGGUGAUGGACGGGGACCUAUAUUUUAUACUUAUCUGAUAUGCUCGGGUUCAGAAGAAUCGAUAUACAACUGUUCCCAAUACAGUUCGUCGUCAUGCACACACUCCAAUGAUAUUGGCUUAAUGUGCGUCGGUUGUCCAAAUGCAACACUCGAAACACCCCAUGGCCUGCUUGAGCAUGUGAACAUAACCAACUUCGGUGAUGUGUACAGUGGUCCGUGUAUGAGAGGAUUAUCUAAACAAGAGUUCAUGUUUACAUGCACCCCAUUAGGUGGAUGGAUUGAACAUAUUAACGACUGCACAAAUAACGAUAUACGUGACAUUCGCCUGACUGGUAAAAGUGACUACUACAUGGAGGGGUUUGUAGAGGCGUUGAUAGGUGACACAUGGCUUCCACUAUGUGGUACAACCAUCGUCAACAGGCAAACAUAUUAUAUUUCAUCUACACAGACAGACGUUCUCUGUUCGAAGUUUGGAAUGACCUCCAAAACAUAUAGUGGCAGCAUGAAAACACUUCAAAGUCCAGGUGUUAUCCUAUCGAAAUGUUUUGGAAAUGAGACAAACGUCAAUCAUUGUAGACAUUUUAUAGGACAUGUAUGUCAGUAUCAGACGUGGAUCGCAUGCAAAGUUUCGAAUCAAUAA